Molecule: messenger RNA, 3445 nt
Organism: Carassius auratus (goldfish)
Lineage: Eukaryota; Metazoa; Chordata; Actinopteri; Cypriniformes; Cyprinidae
Product: 5'-AMP-activated protein kinase subunit gamma-1-like
Exons: 12
Coding region: 480-1580 (366 amino acids)
Biological process (GO): protein phosphorylation; regulation of catalytic activity
Cellular component (GO): nucleotide-activated protein kinase complex; cytoplasm; nucleus
Molecular function (GO): protein kinase binding; AMP binding; protein kinase regulator activity
Source: RefSeq, a predicted model, not a curated record
UUCGUGACUAGUAUAAAUAAAUUGUGUAAUGAUUUAUUAUAUUUUAUUUCAGUAAAUGAUUUUUGGCAUGGAUUUAGUUACUUCAUACUUAAUUUUAACAAAAUAAUAGCCUAUUAAAACCCGUUUAAUGGCUAAAUAUUUGAAGAAAUAUUUAAGAACAUUUUUAGCUGGCAGGUGUGGCAUAAAGUUAAUUUUGGAAUGAAUGGUCGCGCGCAUAUCACAAAAGUCACACGCUAUAUUUAGAAACAACCUGCGCGCGCUCCAACGCGUCUGCUCGCGCUGUCGGUCAGUGUCAAACAAUACACCUUUACACCACAUUUAACCGGACUCAUAGCCUAAAACAAGUGGUUUUCGCUUCACCACUGUGCCGUCCAUCGGACCUACAGUACUGCGUUUAGAGGGAGCAUAGUCGUGUCUUAAAUAACGAGCGACCUCAAUUGAUCAGCGAGCAUGCGCAGGAAGCGGGUGCACACGCACUAAUGGACACUGUCACGCAGGAGAAUUGUCAUGAGGACUAUUUCAUGAACAGAACAGACCCCGAUCCAAAUGCAGAAGCUUAUAUGAACUUUGUGAAGAAACACUGUUGUUAUGAUGCAAUUCCCACCAGCUGCAAACUGGUCAUUUUUGACACCACACUGCAGGUGAAGAAGGCCUUUUUUGCUUUGGUUGCAAAUGGCCUGAGAGCAGCCCCUCUCUGGGACAACAAACUGCAGAGAUUUGUGGGUAAGACUGAACUUGCUGAAUGUGUGCAUAUUAUUUUUAUCUAUGAAUUGUUCUCUUGUUUAUUUCAUUCCCUUGCCAUUUUCACAGGUAUGCUGACAAUCACAGAUUUCAUCAAUAUUCUUCAUCGGUAUUACAGGUCACCUAUGGUUCAGAUCUAUGAACUGGAGGAGCACAAGAUUGAGACAUGGAGAGACGUGUAUCUGCAAUAUCAUGAUCAGUGUCUUAUCAGUAUCACACCAGAUGCGAGCCUUUUUGAUGCAGUCUACUCUUUACUGAAACACAAAAUCCACAGGCUGCCAGUCAUCGAUCCACAGUCUGGAAAUGUCCUUCACAUACUGACCCAUAAAAGAAUCCUCAAGUUCCUUCAUAUAUUUGGAGCUGCAAUGCCCAAGCCACGCUUCUUGAAGAUGCAAAUUAAAGAUGCAGGAAUAGGAACUUUCACAGAUGUGGCGACUGUCUCACAGACAGCCUCUGUGUACGAUGCACUUUCAGUGUUUGUUGAGCGACGUGUGUCCGCUCUCCCAGUGGUGGAUGACAAUGGCAAGGUGGUUGCCCUGUAUUCCAGAUUUGACGUGAUUAAUCUUGCAGCACAGAAAACCUACAACAACCUUAGCAUGAGCAUGCAGGAGGCCAUGCGGAGGAGAUGCUGUUCUGUGGAAGGAGUCAUUAAAUGUUACCCUGAUGAAACUUUGGAAACUGCUAUUGACCGAAUAGUCAAGGCCGAGGUCCAUAGGCUGGUGCUUGUGGACAGAGAUGACGUGGUCCGAGGAAUAAUCUCUCUCUCAGACCUGCUGCAGGCCUUCGUUUUAUCUCCAGCAGGCACCUUUCAAGACACUCAAGGACCCCGUACAAUAUAAUACAAAACAAUAAAAAUACAAAGUACUCUGACUAUUGUAUAUUGAUUCACAUGUUUGCUUGACAUUUGUAGAAAAUUUUUCUUCACCAGCUGAUUUAUUUGGAAGAAAUAUGUUCAAUAACAAUAAUUAUUUUACUUUGUCUACUAUUUGUCUAAAAAGGUGUGUUUAAAUGUUUGACUGGUACUGUAAAAUAAUUUUGCCACAGUAUAGCUUGCCUUUAUUAAUAUAUUCUCUUUGUUUCAUUAUAUCAUCUGAUGGCAUCAUGUCUCUUGUUAUGUGAAGCUCCAGCUUCCAUGAAUCACAGCCUAAUACCUUUUGGUUUCCACAGUGCUGAUGUAUUUUCUCUCUACUUUUAGAUAUUCACAACCAGUGAGCAAUGAAAAUAAUUGAAAGCGCUUAUAUGCGGUACUAAUCAUAGAGAAUUGCUGAUGAAUAGAGUACUUUCCGCAUACUUUGUGCAUGACCUGUUUGUUAGUUGUAUGAGUAUUUGAAUGUUUGAGAAUACGCUGGUGGGUCAGAGAUGUGACCUGGGGCCCUUUGUUAUGGACAUUUAACACCAGUGUGGUUGGAAACACAGUCACUGUCUUGUGCUCGCUGUAUGAUCUAGUUCAAAAAGCAUGGUAAUACCAUGCUACUCUUUGUAAGUGUAUUCUCUUAUCCUAUUUUUUUACAAUAUAUGUUCAUAUUGUAAAAUUUCAUGUUCAUUUACAGUGUGUAAUAUAUUAAACAACACAUUUUUUCAUUUAACUGAGAAAGUAUGAUAAAUGAGUACUUGCUGCAUUGUGUUUUCUUGUAUGAGUGAGCACAUGGACUGGGAUUUUGAUCAAAUUGAUCAUCUAGUUUGUCUUAAAUUUUAAUUACAUUUUAUGAAAUAAUUUACAUUUUAUGUUUUAACAUUUUUGUUAGUAAAAAUGUUUAAUGAAUAAUUAAUAUAAAUAAUUAAUAUAUAUAAUUAAUAUAAAUAUUGUAUCUUAUUUAGUUACAUUAAUAUUUAAUUGCACCUCCUACUUUUGAUAAGACCUGUAUAAGAUGUCACACUGAAGAAGCUGAUUUGACUCACAUGUUUUGGACGUGCCCUACACUCACUGUCUACUGGUCAACCAUAUUUGAUACACUCUCUCAAAUAUGUAACGUACAACUGAAGCCUUGUGCUGAAUUUGCUAUAUUUGGUGCUCCAACUGAUGAAUCGAAUCUGACUCGAAGACAACUAAACAUUAUUGCUUUUGCAUCCUUAUUGGCUCGCAGACGGGUGUUAUUACAUUGGAAAUCUGCAAACCCACCUAAAGCAUCGCAUUGGCUUCAGGAUCUGAUGUUAUACCUACAUUUGGAAAAGAUUAAAUAUUCAAUUAGACAUUCCCAUAAAUUUUCAUAUGUCUGGCAACCCUUAUUAUCCUAUUUCUCUGCCAUAAAUGUUCUUCCUGGGGAGUAGUGGGAUUUACCUUUGUAUAAAAUUUUUUUUUUUUUUUUUUUUUUUGACAAACUCAUGGUCUUUGAUGCUUCGGCACAAGUGCUUCAGGUGUUUCUCCAGGUAUUUACAUGUGUAAAUAUAUAGGGCUUGUGUUUAUUGUUGGAUCAUGGUUUGCACUUUUGAUUGUGGUGUCCAGCUGUUUCUCUCCUUUUUUUUUUUUAAUUUUUUUUUUUUUUUUUUUUUUUUUUUUUAUUAACAUUGCCAAUGUCUAACUGUGGCAUAAUUUUAUUAUCUUAAUUUAUUUCAUUAUUGUAUCAUUAUUAUCAUUAUUUUCAUCAUCUUUUGAACUAUUACUACUAAUGAAUAUCAUGUAAGGCAGAUUGUUCUGGGUUGGUUGGGGAGGGAUUGAAAAUGUAAAAAAAAAAAAAAAAAAAAAAAAAAAUACAAUUUGUAUAUG